This is a messenger RNA of Mya arenaria, 1859 nucleotides long. RefSeq names its product tubulin beta chain-like. Gene Ontology annotation, cellular component: microtubule; cytoplasm. Gene Ontology annotation, biological process: mitotic cell cycle; microtubule cytoskeleton organization. Gene Ontology annotation, molecular function: structural constituent of cytoskeleton; GTP binding; GTPase activity. The record is from RefSeq and is a predicted model, not a curated record. The coding region runs from base 103 to 1443 and encodes 446 amino acids. The transcript is spliced from 8 exons. Lineage: Eukaryota; Metazoa; Mollusca; Bivalvia; Myida; Myidae.
UCGCUCUUUACAUCGGUGAGUUCAUUAGAAAGAACAAGACGAAAGGGUACGGAGCCCAUUUAAUCUUUUAAAGACCAAAAAACAAACAAUUAACAAAUCAACAUGAGGGAAAUUGUUCACAUGCAAGCUGGCCAGUGCGGCAACCAGAUUGGUGCUAAGUUCUGGGAGGUUAUCUCUGACGAGCACGGCAUUGACCCCACAGGCACCUACCACGGUGACUCGGACCUCCAGCUCGAGAGAAUCAACGUCUACUACAAUGAAGCCACAGGCGGCAAGUACGUUCCCCGCGCCGUGCUGGUGGACCUGGAGCCGGGUACCAUGGACUCCGUCAGGUCCGGACCGUUUGGACAGAUCUUCAGACCAGACAACUUUGUGUUCGGCCAGAGCGGAGCAGGCAACAACUGGGCGAAGGGUCACUACACCGAGGGCGCUGAGCUCAUUGACUCCGUGCUCGAUGUUGUCCGCAAAGAAGCCGAGUCAUGUGACUGCAUCCAGGGGUUCCAGCUGACACACUCCCUUGGUGGCGGCACCGGCGCCGGCAUGGGCACUCUGCUCAUCAGCAAGAUUCGUGAGGAGUACCCCGACAGAAUCAUGAACACAUUCUCAGUCGUGCCAUCACCCAAAGUGUCCGACACCGUCGUUGAGCCGUACAACGCCACCCUGUCCGUCCACCAGCUGGUCGAGAACACCGAUGAGACCUACUGCAUCGACAACGAGGCUCUCUACGACAUCUGCUUCCGGACCCUGAAACUGACCACCCCGACAUACGGUGACCUGAACCAUCUCAUCUCCGCCACGAUGUCCGGCGUCACCACCUGUCUCAGAUUCCCUGGACAACUGAACGCUGAUCUUCGAAAGAUUGCCGUCAACAUGGUGCCGUUCCCGCGUCUCCACUUCUUCAUGCCCGGGUUCGCUCCUCUCACCUCCCGCGGCAGCCAGCAGUACAGGGCACUAACAGUCCCCGAGCUCACCCAGCAGAUCUUUGACGCCAAGAAUAUGAUGGCUGCCUGCGACCCGCGCCACGGACGUUAUCUCACCGUCACGUCCAUCUUCAGAGGACGCAUGUCCAUGAAAGAGGUUGACGAGCAGAUGUUGAAUGUCCAAAACAAGAAUAGCAGCUACUUCGUUGAAUGGAUCCCCAACAACGUGAAGGUUGCCGUCUGCGACAUCCCACCGCGCGGUCUCAAAAUGUCCGCCACCUUCAUCGGUAACACGACCGCCAUCCAGGAGCUGUUCAAGCGCGUCUCUGAACAGUUCACCGCCAUGUUCCGGCGCAAGGCCUUCCUUCACUGGUACACUGGCGAGGGCAUGGACGAGAUGGAGUUCACCGAGGCGGAGUCGAACAUGAACGACCUCGUGUCCGAGUACCAGCAGUACCAGGACGCCACCGCUGAAGAGGAAGGAGAAUUUGAUGAGGAGGAGGCUGGAGAGGAGGAGGCCUAAUUGUGACGUCACUAUACUGAUGACGUCACUGGCUGAUAUGAUCAUGUCACUAGCUGAUGGCGUCAACAGCACACAUGAUUGACUAUGUGACUCUUGCAAUAUACAUUCCGUUCAGAAAACAUCGGAUUCGUUGAUUGACUUUUAGUCUUUUACACAAGUUCCGUCCAAAACAUUAAAACAUCAGACAACAUCCUCAAACCAAUUGUAUGUAUUUAAAAUUGGCAUCUCAUUCUGUUCACAUUACCAUCUAUUGUCUCAAGCUGUCAGUAAGUGUUUUACGUCAAUAAACCGUCCACAAGAUAUCUUGGCUCAGAAUAUUUUUGUUAUUAAAUAUCAAAAAUAAUUUAUUUUUAUUUUGCUUUAUUUAAGAGAGAAAAUAUGGUCAUCAUGUAAGAAAUAAAUAUUAACAAAAAGGC